This is a messenger RNA of Lactuca sativa (garden lettuce), 849 nucleotides long. RefSeq names its product auxin-responsive protein SAUR40. Gene Ontology annotation, biological process: response to auxin. Lineage: Eukaryota; Viridiplantae; Streptophyta; Magnoliopsida; Asterales; Asteraceae. The record is from RefSeq and is a predicted model, not a curated record.
AUAUCAUAGUCUCCAGUGGCAUUUUGGUCUUUUAAGCCAACACAAAGCCCUAUAAAACUACUACAUCUAAAAUACAGUUUUAUCCCUAAACCGUAAAAACCACACAAUUCAAACCUCACCCUCUCCAACUCCGACGUCGAAAUGUCACCGGCCAUCGGAACAUCAAGCAGAAUCCGCCACAUUGUUAGAGUCAGACAGAUGCUAUGUCGUUGGCGUAGAAGAGCCACCUCUUCAUCAUCAUCUUCUCGAAGAUUGAUGGCAAGCGAUGUGCCGGCGGGACAUGUCGCGAUCUGCGUCGGUAGUAGUUGCCGGAGGUUUAUCGUGAGAGCAACCUACCUGAACCACCCUAUGUUCCAGAAGCUUCUAAGGGAAGCCGAAGAAGAAUACGGCUUCUGUAACAAAGGUCCAUUAACGAUACCUUGUGAGGAGUCCGAGUUCGAAGAGAUCCUCCGCUUCGUUUCCCGGCCGGAACUUUAUACCAAUAACAAAUCAAGCCGGUUCGUCAAUCUCGAAGAAUUUCAGAGAUUUUGUCACGUAAGUUACGUAGCGGAAUCUAAGCCGCUGCUUCAUGGAUCUGUGUACUAAAAGCUGCUGGUGAGUCCGGAACUGAGUUGAACCGAGUUUCAUACUCCUAAAUCUAACUACUAUUCUGAUUUUUAAAGACUAGAAGUAGUUUAGAGACUUUUUUUUGUUGUUGUCUAUUUCACCCUUUUCUGUGUAAAAUCUGGGUGAAGUAGAAUCGAUUUGGGUGUUUUUUGCUUGGUGGAUUGGGAAGAUGAGUUGUAAAUAAACUCUGGCCGAAUCGUUCCGAGUUGUUCCGAGUUGAAUGGAAACAAAUUGAAUUCAUAA